Molecule: messenger RNA, 1730 nt
Organism: Gossypium raimondii (Peruvian cotton)
Lineage: Eukaryota; Viridiplantae; Streptophyta; Magnoliopsida; Malvales; Malvaceae
Product: 3,9-dihydroxypterocarpan 6A-monooxygenase
Exons: 2
Coding region: 55-1593 (512 amino acids)
Cellular component (GO): membrane
Molecular function (GO): oxidoreductase activity, acting on paired donors, with incorporation or reduction of molecular oxygen, NAD(P)H as one donor, and incorporation of one atom of oxygen; iron ion binding; heme binding
Source: RefSeq, a predicted model, not a curated record
AGUUAUCAGUACAUACGCAGAAUUACAUCUCUUCAUGCACCAUACCAAAAUUUCAUGGCGCCUACUCUCUCUAUUUGCCUCACCGACUACUUCCACCAUCUCUUAAUCCUCAUCAUUUCUACUCUUUUCCUACUUUUCUUGGUUAAGUCUUUCAGAAAUUUCAAGUCCAAAUCAAAGUAUCCACCCACCCCUCCAGCUUUACCCAUCAUCGGUCACAUCCAUCUCUUAAAAUCUGGAUUGCCGACAUCUUUCCAAUCUCUAGCCCGAAUAUACGGUCCCUUAAUGCAGAUACGCGUCGGAGCUGCUAACUUCGUUGUGGCCUCGGAUGCUAAAUCAGCUCAACAAAUUUUGAGAACAUUUGACGCUGAUUUUGCCUCCAAGUUCCAACCCGGUCCCACUAAUUACCACAUAUAUGAAGACAGUUCUUUCACCAAUGCUCCUUAUGGUGCUUAUUGGAGGUAUAUGAAGAAAUUAUGUAUGACUAAACUGUUUACGGGUUCGCAGCUCGAUCGGUUCAACGGUAUUCGAGAGCAAGAGACUAGCAAGCUCUUAAAAUCGCUGCUGAACAAGUCUAAAGCAGGGGAGCCAUGUGACUUGGCUGCAGAGGUAACUGAGCUGACAAAUAACAUGAUUUAUAGAAUGGCAAUGGGAAGAAGAUGUUCAAACUAUCCUAACCAAGCUGCGGAAAUCAGAAGAUUUAUUACAGAUUCCAUGAAAUAUGCGGCAAAGUUUCAUUUUGGAGAAGUGUUUGGGCCUUUGAAGAAAUUCGACCUAUUCGGUAAUGGAAAGAGGCUUAAGUUGACUCUAAAGGGUUAUGAUCAAUUGAUAGAGCAGAUUAUGAAGGAUUAUCAAGAUAAUGAUCUGGAAACUAGUGAAAAUGAUGAUGAAAAAGAUGUGAUGGAUAUUUUGUUGGAGAGUUACAAAGACACAAAUGCUGAAGUGAAGUUGACUAGGGAUCAGAUCAAGAACUUUUUCAUGGAGUUGUUUAUGGCUGGUGUGGAUACAACAGCGGCGGCAAUACGAUGGGCAAUGGCGGAGCUUAUCAACCAUCCCAACAUAUUCAAAAUCCUUAGAGAAGAGCUCGACUCAGUUGUGGGGAACAACAGACUAAUCAAAGAAUCCGAUGUGCCAAAACUCCCUUACUUGCAAGCUGUAGUGAAGGAAAUCCUAAGACUACACCCUCCAGGGCCCUUACUCCGCCGGGUUUCUAACAAAGAUAGCAAAAUCAACGGCUUCGAUCUCAAGAAAGGGACUAGAGUUUUCAUUAACGUUUACAUGAUCAUGAGGGAUCCCAAUUGCUAUAAGGAAUCUGAAAAGUUCAUGCCUGAGCGCUUCUUGGGCUACAGUACUGAAAUGAAGGGCCAGGAUUUUCAUUACCUUCCCUUUGGCAGUGGAAGGAGAGCCUGUCCUGGUGCAUCUCAUGCUAUGUUUGUGAUGCAUGCCACCAUUGGAGCCCUUACACAAUGCUUUGAUUGGAAAGUGAAAGAGGCGGAGAAAGUUGAUACUGAAGCAGCAGGGACUGGUUAUUCGGGUGCAUUUGCAGUUCCUCUCCUGUGCUAUCCCAAUACCCGUUUUGAUCCUUUUCAGGAAUGAGCCCAAGAUUUGAAGCUUGUUUUUAUUUAACAUGAAUCAAUGUACUUGUGUUUGUUUCAUUAGAUCAAAGUAUCUUGGACUUUUCAAUGCAAUUAUGGACACAUACUUGCCAAAUAAUGAAUUCUAUUUCCAUUGUC